AAAAGGUAAAUUUUCGGCCUUCAUUGUUUUGCUUCUUUCCUUAUAUGAAACUAAUCCAACUUUAUGCAACAGCAUCUAUUCAUAGUUCCACUAAGCUUGCGGUCACAAAGGUCGAUCCUCCUUGCUCAAUGACCAAAGCUAUUCGGUCUUCCCCUAGCGUUACAAGCCAAUUUUUUCAAACUGUAGAAUCAAAUGAGCAAGCCGACUUCACAAGAGAAGAAUUGCAGCUGGUCACCAGCUCACCGCCAAGGCCUAUUGCUCCUGCACAGGCUGCUUCACUCGUGAUUGAGAUAGAUGAUGAUGUCUUUGAGAGUGAGGAAUCCAUCAAUGCUACCACCCUCCUUCUUCUUGAGCUAUUGAAUGGUAAUCCAUCUAAACUUUGCCAAGUCAUUGAUCAAAAUGAGGCAUUCAAUGCUGCUGAGGUCUUAAGCAAGGCUCCCACAUUGGAUGCAUCAGUGCGUAUGUUCUGGAGCAAUUUCCCUACUGUUUACAAGAACUUUAGCCAGCUGUUUAUGAAUGAGAAGAAAGUUGUGUCAGAAGCAAUCGCGGUGCAGAUCUUGCUCGGCAAUGCAACAACAAAGGAAGAAGACAACCUCAAAUCCCUUAAAGCCGAGAGAAGCAAAUUACUAGUUGAGCUCAAGGAAGAAGGACGUGAAGCUUUGGCUACAAAGAGUGAGGCUACACAACAGGAGGAGAAAUCAAAGGAAGCCAAUAACACGCUACAGCAAAUGAAAGAUGAGUGGGCCACCUCGAAGCAGAACCUUUGCUAGGUUUUUUUUUUAGGUUAAAUACCCUUUUUGGUCCCUCUACUUUAGGAAAAAGCCCUUUUUUGGUCUCUGUACCGAAAAAAUCCCCUUUUUGGUCAUUACUGUUCACAAAUCCGGCCCUUUUUUAGUCUUUUCGUUAAAUUUUGGCUGAUGUGGCAGGUUAAUUAACGAAAAAACUCAUU
Rubroshorea leprosula is the source of this 949-nucleotide messenger RNA. Lineage: Eukaryota; Viridiplantae; Streptophyta; Magnoliopsida; Malvales; Dipterocarpaceae. The record is from the annotation of a GenBank genome assembly.